GCUUCUGCGCAAGUUUCGGCUUGGGCUUGCGGUGGUUGAGGGUGGGGCUAGAGCACGUGGAGCUCCGACUCCGGAAAGGGAAGGGCGGAACUUUGUAGCUGGUAACCCAGCCCGUGACAGUAUUCCUUUGCCGGCACUUCUCUGUCCUAGACCUUUGUUUCCAUCCGGGCUCAGUUAUUGGACGGCUCAGCCGCCAUCGAGUCAUGGAUCCUGUGAGCCCCGGGCCCGGGGGGUUCUCAAGGUCUUUGGAGCAACCCGCAGGCUCGGACAAUCGGCUGUUUCUCGUGAAAGGUGGAAUUUUUCUUGGUACAGUUGCUGCUGCAGGAAUGGUGGCUGGUUUUGUUACAACUCUGUCACUGGCUAAAAGGAGAAGCCCUCAAUGGUUCAAUAAGGGAAUUACUGCCACCGCUGCUUUACCAGAGAGUGGUUCUUCACUUGCCCUACGAGCAUUGGGUUGGGGCUCUCUUUAUGCAUGGUGUGGAGUUGGUAUAAUCAGUUUUGCUGUCUGGAAAGUUUUAGGAGUUCACAGUAUGAAAGACUUUCAGAGUAAAAUGCAAUCAAUAUUUCCAAUGAUUCCCAAGAACCCUGGGUCAUCUGUUGAGUGGGAGGAAGCGCUGAAAUCCAAAUAAGAUGAGCAUGAAAGAAUUCCAAAAUGAUUGUUACAGGGAAAGUAGCUUGGAAAUGCCAAAAUAACCAUCUUCUUUGAAGGAAAAAGAUCAAAUUGAUUUCUACUCAGGAAAGUGAACAAAUCAUUGAUGGAACAUGGACUCUGGCUGUCAGCAUCUUCACUGAAGUCUGUGAAAACUCAAAGUCAUUCUGCAUUUGCUUUAUCUUGGAAAUGAAUGGGAAAGGGAAAUGUUUUCCAAGGUUUAGAAAGUUUUAGUAAAGAACGUUAGUCUAUAAGUAAAUAAACUUCCCUUUGUGGAUGAUAUACUAGUAUAGAAAAUUAGGUAUAUUUCUAUAAACUUUAAAAAUAAGUUUCUAAUUUGAAAAACCAAAUUUUAUCAUAAAUAUUCUAACAAAUAUUCUUUCUAAACCUUUGUGACUUCUCACUACCAGCUUAGAAGAUCAAGCUAAAAAUUAAAAGUAGUGCAUUUUUAGAAUUUAAAAAAUAACUAAAAUUUUUUGACUGUAAAUCCUCAAGAGCAAGGAACUGAACUGGCUUUUCUUGUUCUCUAUACCCCCAGAGCUUAGUACAAUGCCUGGCAUGUAGUAGAUGCUUAAUAAAUGCUAGUUAGCUAACAAAGCCAUAGCUAACAAUGAAGUAAUAGUGGCUCAAUCUUUUAAAAUAAAUGAAUUUAUUCCAAGAGCUUCCUGUGUUAUUGUGUGAUUAUCUGUCUUAGCUUGGCAUAUUAAGAGCCAGCUGAGCUGCCCAAACAUUUGCCUCUUGGCAUCAUAAUAUUGGAUCAUUUGUUUGAAAUGAUUUUUCAUUUGCUUUGUACCUUUUUGUUCACUCAUUCAAUGGCCCAGUUAAAGGCCAUUCGUUAUAUAUUUACAUGUCUUUAUACUUUGAGGGAGCAAGAAACCAGCAAUAGAUAAUAUAAUUUGAGAGUAAUUUGUUGUCUUUGACAUGCUGUCAUUGAUAUAAAGCAUAUGUUUGUGAGAUAAUUUUAUGCUAGAUUCCUUAACACUACCUGUUAGAUUAUAAUUUUACUUCACUCAUCAAAGUGAAAGCAACAUAAUGUUGAACCCACCCACCUAGCAAAUAUUUUUAACCAAAAACUCACAUGAUACUGAGUCCAACAUUUCAAUAUUUAGUAUAAUAAUUCUAAUGAAUUUUCUGUGAGUAAAUUUCUAAGUAAUGUGUCAUUAAGAAAACACUUUGUUCCUCUGUGGUCUCUUAUAGAAACUGAUGGAGAACAGUGCCUAAUUGCAAUCACUGAAUUUAUCAGACUUAAAAGUUUUAAAAAGAACAAGAAAAAAUAUUUUUAAUAUGUAAAUUUUCCAGAGAAAUAACAUCUGGUUGAAAAUGCAAUUGUAAAGGGUUUUUUUUUUUUAUGAUUGCUUAAGCUCUAAUUAGUCAGCUAUCAGGCCUAAUAAAGUACAUUUGAAAUUUAUUUGUUAUUAUGAAACCUUUUAGUUCUAAUAAAAAAUAAAAAAUUAAAUGUCAAGUGCAUAUUUUAGUAUUUGUCUCUGAACCAUGAUGCCAUACUCAAGUUGCUGAAUUGUGAUUAAAUUGGUUUAAUCAGUGUCUGGGUUUCAUAUGUAACAUUGCAAAAAUCUAAGAUUAAAAAGAAAUUAUAGUGAAAUUUAUAAGAUUACAUAUAUGUUGUCUCAAGAUUCAUCUCAUCUUUUGUUUUAAUUUAUAUAACAGGUGAGAAAAGGUGUGUAGCCGUGGAUGAAGACAGAUACAAAGGCCAGAAAAUAAUUCAUUGAUCUUUUUUUCUAGUGCAUGCAUCAGGGUUUUCAAUCAUGUGCGUCUAGGUCUAUGUGAAAAAGUGGAGUAAGCACUACAGAAAAUACCUGUAGCUAGAAUUUAAGAUUCUCGUUUAUCUUUACAUACAGAAUUACUUCACAGUGUGGGGUUUGGGGAGGGGAAAGAAGUCAAUAUUUUUAGGAGAAUAGAGUGAGAAUUAGUUAUUAAUCAUAGUUUGAAAUAAACUUAUAAAGCGUAAGCCCUUGAGUGCAGGGAAUAUCUUUUAUUCUUUUUAAAUCCCACUAUAGCACCUCCUUUAAUGUUAUGCAAGAUGUGUAAUGUAUAUCUUCUGUUAAUAGUGAUGACAACUAGCCUGGAAAACCUUGGAAUGUUUUGUGUUAAUUGGUAAAAUAAAUGGCAUAGUAGAUGCAGAAUAUUUUGCAAAUGCUUCUGCAUAAUGAACUUUAUUAAUACUUUUAUUGAGACAUAUUAAAAAUGAGCAUUAUAGAUUGAAGACAGUGGCCACUUACAAAAUAAAUAUGAUAUGGAGCUUGUUAGCCCAAACACCUGUGGGGGGCAGGAAGGGGGAGAAGCCUUAAAUAAUAAAUGCUUUCAAUGUUAAA
Monodelphis domestica (gray short-tailed opossum) is the source of this 2979-nucleotide messenger RNA. It is a transcript of the gene TMEM242, whose product is annotated as transmembrane protein 242. The record is from RefSeq and is a predicted model, not a curated record. Lineage: Eukaryota; Metazoa; Chordata; Mammalia; Didelphimorphia; Didelphidae.